UUUAACCCAGACAGGAGAUUCUCAAUUAGAUAACAGUGUCCUUCCCUGCCUGCUCCCUAUGUAUAUGGCACUGCUCUUCUGUAGAGCUGCCCUAUUCCUCUUGUGGCUGCGUUAAACACUAAGCAGAGGCCUUCCCACUGCUAGCAGCUAUCUGCUUAGUUGUGGUCUUCUCUUGUGACAUCAGUAUCAGGUGUUCAAAUGUUCCCAGAGUGCCCUGCUGAUCUCUUUAAAUGUGUAGGCAUUUUAAAAGGCUGGCAAAAAAUAUGUAGUGUUUUUGCCUUUUUUUUUUACAGAAAUGGAAACCUUGCCUACUGGGUCACUUUAGCCAGAGUUGUCUGGAGGAAAAAUGCUGGAAAUUCCCAUACUAAAAUAAGACUUUCAUUGCUCCAGAGAGCAAACUACAAAAAACGUUUAAACAUUGUCAUAGCUUUUGCUGUAUCUUCUUCAUAAAAAAACAGGAAAUCUCUAGGCAGAAAAAUAUUUCAAAAUCAGAAUGAAUGUAACAUUCUUAAUCUGGAGACCAAAAUAAAAUUCCAACUGAUUCUAAUGAGUCUAGGAUUUCAUUUGCAUCCAACAGCUUAUUUCUUCAGACCAAUAAACUGUUGCAAAAACAUAGUUUAGUGUUCCUAUUAUGAAAAUAUUGAGUAGGAUUGUCACACCUAGAGUAGCAAUUUUCUAACUCCAGAUACUUAUUUUGAAUGUAUUGAAAUAUAGGACUUGUGUAAUAAUAUAUCUUCUUAGGCAAAAUUGAUUUUUCACACAAAAAUAUAAGUCCAUCUCCUUAGUGACAAGAUAAUUUUUUGUCCCCAUGGGGUUUUUUUAUUUAUCUCGUGAGUUUCAAGGGAAUACGCAUAUGUUUUAAGUCAAAUAUGCAAUUAAUUAAGUCCUUGUGUAAACAGAAUUAUUGAGGAACCACUCUCACUUGUAUGUCUUUGGGGCCUUAAAAAAUGGAAACUGUGUUCAUGAAAUGUUACUGUACUUGCUGAUUUUAUCAGUUAUGUUUAAAGCAAAAUAGAAAGCUUUCUGUUCUUUGAAUCAGAUACAUAUAGUUGGAAUAAAUUCAUUAUUUCUGUUCAAGUGGAGGUUCAAGUUCUGAACAGGGGUAGACUUCUUAUAUGAGGAAACCAAGAGGAGUAUAUGUUAUAUAUAGGAGGAGUUCACAUGGAAAUUUUAGAGGCAGGUGUAGUAGAAAAUCUUGAAGAAAGGGGUUAGGAAUCAGUAAUUUCAUGAGGAAAUGGUCUCCACAGAAUUAGUUUCUAGUAUAUGCACAGAAAAUUGGCUGAGUUUCUGGGGAGCAUCUGGAGGUAGAAGUCUCAGGAGAGCAUAGUGGGGUGCUACCAGUAGUCAUUAUAAACUACCUCGUUUGUUCCAUAGCUCCUUCUCCAAGACAGGAGAGGAAAAGUUAUCUUCUGUAAUGUGUAUUUACAUUUGGGUUUUUUUCUAUAUGGAAUAUGAUUUGCCUGUGGAGAUAGCAGUUCAAACAAACUGCAGUUCAAGCACCAACACUGCACAGCUGCUAAUGAGAAGGUACAUAACUGUUUCUGCAAUAUAUAAACAGGCUUAUCAGACUUAGUCACUAGCUGACAAGCUUUUUUUCUCAGAGGCUGGGAGGUGAAAGAAAAAAAAAUGUUUGGGAUGUCUCUUGUAUCCUAAACUAUUCUAAUUGGAUUUGCCUAGUGGCCUGCAGGGAAAUUCAUGUCUUCCCUUGUGGAAAUAUAAUAGAAUGGAAAAGUUUCUUUUCCUAGCUUUGCUUGGGAGAGAAAGACAAAAAUUAAAAUAGUAGGAAAGCUAAAAUAUAGUAACGUAUUCAAAGUUGGUUACAGUUGUAACACAGCAAUUGACUCAGUCAUCACUAAUUUUGGGGUUUCUAUAAGUAAUAAGCCAGUACACAUUAUCUCACAAAUUACCAAGUAAUGUUAUAUAUGCAGGAUAUUCAUAGCAUUGAUGACUCCUACUACCUGGAUGUUAGAGUAGAUGUUGAAAUAUUUAUGAAAAAGGGCUUUAAGCUAAAUAUAUGGGUCUUACAAAUGUUAUAUAUAUUCUGCAUAAACCCUUACGUUUGGGUGUUGUGAAGAGUGUGUUAGCUUUCUGGUUGGUCUGAACAAUCUUUAUUCUAGGACAUUACCACUAGGGCUUACUAUUUUUCUUCUUUGUGUAGCUGCACCAACUGUUUGUUUCAACACACUGUGCUUUCUGCAUUACUGUGCCAGCUUCCACCUUAUUUUAAGUCUCUAUAGCAACAUGUUUCUCAGCAACUGGGAGAUGCUUAGUAAAGGCCCCUCAAUUUAGAAAUAUUGCACUCCAACCUUAGAAAAAUGCUUUGAAACAAAGAUCAAAGAAGUUUUAUCUUUAAUAAUUCAGGAUAUUUAUUACUAUUUAAUUAGUGUUCUCUGUUUUGACUGCUUAGACAAUUACCUGAUACUUUGAUCUGGGCCUUUGCCAGGCAUUUGUUGUGAGCAGCAUUAAUUUAAAAGCAAAACCUUUAGAACUACAUCUUGAAAUCAACUUUUAAGUGCUAUAAAACUACUGGACUCCUCUGGCAGUGUCGUCUGACUUUUGGGCCUUUAGUAAGUAAUGAGAGAAAGGUAAGAGCAGCUACUAUAUUUAAGAGGAGACAAUAAUUUUGGCCUUUGAACAAAACAUAGAAUGUGUUCACCCUUCACAGGAAACAAAAGUAGCUGUAGGUUAUUUUAUGCAUAUUUAAAAUGUUGAUGAUAUGUUGCCUGAUUUCAAAAGAAAAAAAUUCUCUGUGAUCAAGUCAAUUGAUCUGUUGGGAGAUUUCUGCCUUACUUCAUGUGGCUUGUCUUUCUCUGUACUGUAACUUAAUCAUGUAGCAUGUUUAAAAGUGCAUUUUAUUUGCUGAAGUACAUGUUCUGAGAACCUAUAAGGCAAGUAAAGUAGAUAUAAGUAAUCAAACAUUGCUUUUCUUUCACAUUACAAUAGGUUUCGAGAAAAGGGCUGCUCUUGUUCUGCACGUAAGAGUAUUCUUAUUAAUGGAACCAAGAUUUAUAAUUGUAAAAAUUUAUUUCCUGCACAUUUGUACAUAAUUUUAAUUUUCUCAUUUGUUUGUUUUCUGUUUUUUUCAUUGUUAAAGGGCACAAGUAGCUGAAAUAUAACACACUGACUGAAAUGGUGUAUGAAUGAGCAAAGUUAGUUCAGAUUUGGUGGCUGGCAGAUACUGCUUCUACUUUCAUAUUAUGUUCAUUGUAAGGUAGAUGUGCUAAUACUGAAGUAGAUUCUGUUCAUCUCACCCAGGCAUUUCUAACUGCAGUAAAGAUCUGGACUGUCCACAGAGUUUUGUAUAUAAAAAUGUAGACUGUACAUACAUUAAUAAUGCCUUUUGUAAGGUUUUGGAGGGAGGAUUCAUAGGUAUGAUGUUGUAUAAUGGUGGGCAGUUUGGUAAAACACAUAAACACAUGCUUAACUUCGAGACCAUAAAUACCCUAAUAGAAGGCUAUAGGAUCUUUCCAUAUGGGUCAUUUAAAUGUUGGACACUGCACUGUACUGAAUAGAGAUCUUGUCAUUUUACAGUAUCAGGUGCUCAUAGAUUAUGCAUGCUGCAUAAUUCAGUAAGGAUCUGCUUUUAUUUGAGUAAGCAAAUUCUAAUGAGUUCUGUAUAUUUUUACAUUCAUUCCAUCCUCUUUCUUUAUUUUAUGUACCCUUGGUGCAGAGAAAAACAGGAGGAAAACAUGAGGCAAGCUGUGUGUUUAAUGCCUAAUGCCAUCUGUUCAUUUCAAAUGGAUCCAGACUUGCAGGAGGCUUUCAAUGAUGUUCAGAGCUCCGUCUACAGAACAGCCUUAAAACUACGCUCAGUACAAAGUCUGUGCCAAUUGGAUUUGAUUGAUGUUUCUCUGAUUCAGCACAUCCUAUCAAGUGAAUGGAGCCAGAGGGGAGAGCAGAUUUCUCUGAAUAUGCAGCAAAUCUCUAGAAUGUUGACAGAACUGUUCCAAAGGGCAAGAUUAGAAAAACCAGGCCAGGUAGAUCUGAGAGCCGCUGAAUUCACGUUGAGUCUGCUCUUUGCCAUGUAUGACAGAUCUGGAACAGGGUAUGUCAAAAUUAGAUCUGCUGCAGCUGCCCUAAUUGCCCUUUCAGGAGACACUCUACUGGCUAAAUACAGAGCUUUCUUCCAGUUUUAUGCUGUCCCUGAUGGGAAGGUGGCCUUGAUUACCCGUAGUGCCCUGAGAAGCCUACUAACAGACUUAAAUCAGAUCCCAGCCAUUGUGGGAGAAAGCUGCACUCUGUCUUGUGUGGAAAGUGCGACUCAUGACUGUUUCCAUGGGGUUCUGAAUUCAGCUAUUGUUGAAGAAAAAUUCCUGUCUUGGCUGAGAUCGGAGCCUGCUGUUCUCCUGUGGCUCCCUACAUGUUACAGAUUAUCAGCCACGGAAAUGGUUUUUCACCAAGCUAGAUGUAGAGUCUGCAAAGUUUUCCCCAUUACUGGCCUCAGGUAUCGCUGUUUGAAGUGCCUCAAUUUUGACCUUUGCCAAGCGUGCUUUUUCACUGGCCGUCUCUGCAAACCACACAAGAGGUCACAUCCUGUUGUGGAACACUGUGUGCAGAUGUCAGCAAAGGCCAGUGCAAAGCACUUCCUCCGCACCAUCAGGAACAACCUGUUUCAAGAGCGCUGCAGAAGAAAGGAGACUCAGAGAAGGACUCUGGAGACAGUGGAGGAGAGGCACUUCCCUACUCACAAAAAGACUCUUCCUCCUGCAGAACUCAGUGCUUCACCACUCCCUGGCCCUGAAAACCUGUCUUUCCCAGGGGAUAGUUGUGUCCCAGAGUCACCCGAGUUCAUAGCUGAAAACAGGACUGUAAUGCAGAAGAGUGAGAAUAACAGAAAGACCAGAAAGACACUAGAGCAAGGCAAGACAAUAGCUCAGGCAAUAGCCUCUUUUGAAGCAGAUGUGUUAAAAAUGCACGAAUCUAUCAAAAGCGUUCACAGUGACAGCAGGUACAUGAAGAAGCAGUUCAACAAAUGGAAGGACAAAAUACAAUUUCUUCACAACUGCCAGGAAGAAAAAAGCUGCAAAAUAGAGGCGAAACUCCAAAGACUGAGAGUAAGCCAUAAAAACCUACAAAUGACACUGCAGCAAAUGGAGCAAGAAGUAAAGACAAUGUUACAGUCAUCAGAACGUCCUUUUGCACAGUAUCAGAAUACAAUGCCAAGAAAUCCCCCUGUUCUGCUGGAAAGGAAAAUGCAGGGUGGAUUAAAUCCUGCCCAAAUAAGGCCUACUUGCAGAACAUGUGCAGACUGGAAAUCUUUGAGUCCCCCCAACCCUGCAAAUAGAAUGCAGCUUUUACAGACACCUGAGGUUCCCACUGCAGUGGACUUUAUGUUUUCAGAUGACCCACUGGAGUCAGUGUCCCUGCAGAGUGACAGACCUUUUAUGGGACAGUAUAAAAAAGCAAAUGAGAAUCAAACAUAUCUGCCUAAAUUGACAGAAAACUCUCUCAGUGGCAUCAUGAGGAAUACAGUUCUUACUCCCCCUGCAGUGCAACUACUACCUGAUGAGAAGGAAGUCAGAGAGGAAAUGGAACUGCAGCAGCUAGUGAUGAAACUGAAGGAUGGAUUGUCUCUCCAAACCCAACCAGCCCAACAGACUACUUUGCAGCAGGAGUUGUUCUCUACAGCUGAGCAUGUUUGCAGGUCCUUUUCUGACCUCAUCAACCAAGUAAUUUCACCAGCUUGUGAAUGAUGGAAACCACCACUCACCUUACAGCUUCACUGAACUACUUAAGCAUUUGAUGACCCUACACUGCUCAAAACAAUCCUCUGGAUCUAUUCUCUGUUGAAAAUCACUGGAUGUGAUGCAACACUUAUUCGGUUCUAACUGGUGGAGGGAUGUAGUUACUUAAACACCCAGUUCUUCAGUGCUGUACACUAUUGCUGAUGACCUGAAACAUCUCCAUGGAGCUGGCAGACAAGACCUGGGACAGGCAGUCCAGUGUAUUUCUGUGCCAGGAGCUGGAGCCCUGUGCAUGCUCUGGCAUGUCUCUGGCCUGUGCCUGAGAAGUGGACUUGAGUCUGUGAUGACUUAGGCAAGCUUUGGUGCUCUGCUUCUGCUGUUUUUCUCUGUGGGGGUAUACUUCUGAGCUCUGUUGGAUUUCAUGGUGUUUGAGAAGUGUUGGUGAAAACAGUCCUCUGAAAGUCUGUAGUUCAAACUUCUGCUUGCAGCAGGUCUAUUACUAACACUGGAUCAAGUCAGCUGUGGCUGGACUCCUGGUGUAAUUUUUUUCCUCUUCUAUUUAGCUUGAGUUUCCUAAUUUGUGGCUAUUCCCCCCUGUAUGACUCUAUCAAGAAGAGUUUCACUCUUAUCUUUACAGUUAUUUGAAGGGAAGGUGUAGGCACUCUCUAGAUCAUCCCUUUGCCACCUUUUUACCAGGCCCAAUAAGCCAAGUUACCUCAGCCUGUCUUCAUGGGGUAGCAGGAGACCAUCUUGGUUGCCAUAUGUUGCUUUGGCUCUGUGAGAACAUGUAACACCACUAUUUUCAAAGGGCUUCAGUAUCUCACCCCACAGAGCUUGAUAGUGCCUCUGACUUGUCACCUUCUUUGACUAAACCUUAGCCAGUUAUAAGUUGCAAUAUUCAGGUAUUUCUUUCCUGAUGCAUGCUACAUCUGCUAUUCUCCUUGCCUGUAGCUUUAAAAGGCAAUGUUUCCCUUACUGUUAAGUCCUACCUUUAAACCUUUCUACAAUGCAAGGCUAAUCUUUUGGUUAAUUUCUAGACCAUUUGAAUGCAUAGAUUUUUGUGACACUUAGAAUGCAAUUUGAGUCUGGAGCAAGUGUUUGUGGUAUUUGUCUGGAAUACCAUUGGGUUUUCCCACUUGCUACUGAUGAUUACUUGUGUAUUCAGAGAAAUGUGUGUGCAGAUCUUCACUAUGAGCUGGUGAUGCAGUUAGUAUUUUAUAUAAGAAAACCAUGCCAAAGCCCAUCUAGUUUUUAUAGGAUUUAUAGUUCUUAAUAUCUUCUUGAUAAAGAUGAUGUUAGGUGAAUAUUUGUGUGGCAUGCAAGCCAUAUGUGUUUUGUUUUCUUCCCUGCUUGCCAUCAAAUGGGUCAUAUUCCUUUUCUGGUUUCCCUACUGUGUGGCAGAUCCCCAGAUCUUAGCACUUAGAGGUUUACCUCUUAUUGCUAGAUCUUCUCAUCCUGUUUCAGCAUUGUGUAGGGACUUCAUUUAUUACGGCCUUUCGCAUCACUUGUGUAUUUUGUCCUUAGUGUAAAUGGGUCCAGUGUGCAUUCUCUUACACCUACAGAUUUCUGCUUCCACUAGUUUUGAGGAACUGCAGCUCCUUAUUAGAAGAGAUCUAUCCUACCUUAAUAAUGUGUUUCUCUCUCCCUGUCUACUGGCUGUUGUAUGUGAGCAAUUCUGUCACUAGGAUCAUAUUUGGAGUGUUUCCCCAAGAGUAAACUUAGGUGACAUUUGUCAGAAGUUUGAAGUGGCUUCAUCAUUGACAUUUAAAUGAAUUUGUGAAACAAGUAACACUUCUUGUGGCAAAUGUAUUUACCAAAAGCUUUGAAGAGGCAUGUGGAACAGGUAUUUUUGCAAGUGCAAGCUAAGCACUGUUGGUUAGAAAACUAAUAUAUGUUUUUGGAAAUGUAAUUUGGUGAGAUGUGACACUGUAAAUCCAAAUGACCUUUGUAAACAAUGUGACCAUAUUUCUAUCUAGACUAAAACAUGCCAAGAAAAUAAUAAAAAAACCCUAAACUGGUUAAUAUAGUACAUUAAAAGUUAACUGUUCGUGUCCUGUGGACAGGUUAUCUCACAUUAGCCAUUCAGUUAAAGAGCUUUUGAUUAAUUUUAAUGGCAUCCUGGAUAUUUAUAUCUACACAACUAUUACUUUUUGAAAUAAGGGGUUCAUUGCCACUUGGGUGCUGGACUGAUAUCUCUGUGUUCCAGUCACUGGUUCUUCCUGAUUCAGCCCUCCUCCUUCCUCACAUACUCACAGACAAUGAAGAAACCCUUCUUACCUUCAGGCACUCCAGGCAGAAGGGAGAGUCACUCUGGGUAUGUCACAGUUAAGAGUGGUUCAGUGAGACAUGUUUUCAUAAAACUGCCACUAACAUCUAAGAAAGCACAGCUAUUAUGGGAUCAGUUUCUCCCAGGGUGUUACAGCCAAAUCCUCUGGGGAAGGAAAAACACUUUCAGUGUGCUCUUUCCUGAAGGUGAGUAGGAUUGCAAUGUGAUGUCUCCUACAUUUUAUUGCUCUAAGGGUGUUUCUUUCCUGCCAUGCCAGGGGGCCAGCCAGGGAAGUGUGCCAGCCCUGCCACUGUCACAGUCACCCUGCAGCACAGACACUCCCCUGGCAGCCAGGACCCAAUGCUGGGAACCUGCACAUUCAGAUCCAAAGCCGUUUGGGGAAAAUAGUCUGCAAGAAGAAAUUGUAGUGAGGACAGCAAAUUGUUUAGGGUCAAAAAGUAGGUCACAGGAGAUUCUGGAGAGUAAUGAGAAUAUUCUGUCUCCUGUGAAAGGGACGGACUUGGGCGUUCUGGCUUUUGUUGGUUCCCUGCUCAUUCUCAGAUAGACCAGCAAACAAUGUGCUUUACUCUAUGUUCUGCUACUAGCUCUGGCCUAGGGUUCCUUGGCACUUGUAAAGUACUUGUAUCUCUAAACCACACUAAUGCUACUGGUGUUGUCAGAGGAAAUUUUUUUUUUCUGUGCAAGAUCUAUCAUGCAUUAUUUAUUGGCAGGGAAAUCAGUCUUCUUGAAUGGUUUUUCAGAGUGAAGUAGUACAAGCUCUGCCAUUUAGUAUACUUAGAUGACACAAAAUCCAUAUGUUUUCAGUAGGGAACAGUGUUGAUAUAGGCAGAUAGAGCACUGUUGGGUUUUUUUAAUUUAAAAAAUCCAUAACCCUUCAUUUUUAUUUAUUUUUUAAUAACUCAGACCACUCAGCCUUUGAAACUCCCCUUUUUAUUUCACAAAUGUACCCUUUGAAACCUAUUCUCAAAAGGGAUGCUACAAAAGUGAUACUAGAGUGGAAAUUCUAUGUAGCAAGUUUAUCUUUAAAUUGGAGCUUCUAGAAAGACUGUAGUUUGAUUUAACUAGGUCUUUUCUCUCCUAUUAUUAAUUAGGCACAGCUAAAAAGCUGCAUAUUUCACAAAGACUAUAAUUUAUUUUUUUAAUACCUGUGUAUAUUAAAAAUGUGGUGUCUCAAUCAGCCAAACAAGUCUGCCCAAAACCAAAGCUUGCUGCUAAAGGUCACCUUUGAGUAAGACAGUUCCUGUCUUAGGGAUCUUAUAUUUGAAGUGAAAAAUGCCCAGCCAAAUCAGAGGAAGGAAAACUGAAGCAAAAAUAUAACAGGACCUGAAUCUUUUACCUACUUGUCCAGCCUUCUGAUGCAACAGCACAUGGACAGGAUUCUGCUAUGUAAGGGAAUUGUAUCUUCCUUUCUGCAAAUGAGGCAAUUUUCAGUCUUGAGUUCAGGACCUCCUCAUUACACAAAGGAGAACUUAAAAUCUUUAAUUUCCUGAAGCUUUUCAGUGAAUGCUGGAGGGCACUAUAAUAGUUCCAGUUUCUUGGAACUGCUUUCUCAUUGCACAGAAACCCUAGUCAAGCAUGCAUUGUCUGUACACUAUGUUAUUGAUAACAAUUGUUAACAGUAUCUAUAAGAAUAACUUCAUAAUGGAGCAAUAGCAAUACAGAGUUCAGAUGUACCUGAAAGGAAACAGGGGAGAAAUGACCAACUCCAAAGAUUGUUUGUGCACUUUGCAUCCAAGUUCAUUGUUGUGGCACCCUUAGAGCAGGGCAUGUUGACAAGGGAAAAGGUCUGUGGAGGAAAUGGAUGGUCAGAAUAUGUCAAACGCCAACAUAAAUAUAUGAAUGGAGUACAGAGGUUUAGGCUGUGGUUCUUGUAUUUUAGAAGCAGCUGGAGCCCUCUCUUUGAAAGCACUGAUGGAGACUGCUUAAUGUGACCACGAGCACUGCUACAGCAAGAGCUGUGCAGUCAUUCUCUAAUUAUAUAGUUAUUGGUGUGUUUUGGAGCAAACCAGACUGCUAUAAAUCAUGUUUUGGGGAGUGAUCCUUGUCAGGGAGAUAAACAUCUCUGUUUACAUUAAGCUGAAGAGAUGAGUGUUAGCAUAUUUUUGUGACUGCACUAAGGCUGAAAUUCAGGCUUUGCCAAACUUAAGUGCUAUAGAGAGGUGGAGCUUUAAGUGUCCACCGUGCUGCUGCCACAAAGCCUGGCACAGUGACUAGGGGAAAGGAGGGGGGUGUUGUGCCAGUAUGAUCUGGGCACUUCCUUCAGCUUGACAGAACAAGGUGCAAUUCAGCACAACUCCCAUUACCUUUGUGCAAGUGUCCUUGGACACUGUCUGUGCUGAGUAAAAGCUGCAGGGUCCCAGGCAAAUCAGCUGGUGCUGCUGGGAGGGGAAGAGGCAUUUCUCUCUAAGAAAUACCUCUGCUGUUACAAGUACUGUGAAUAUUUGGUUGUGCUGUAGCUCCACGAGGCAUCCAGAUACCCAUCACCUGGAUUAGACAGUAGGUGUAGAUCUGUUCAGGUUUCUGCAACACUAAAUACUCCUUUCUUGUAACAGUAAACCUUUUAUGUUCUGAUUAGGAGUGUUUCACUGUGCUGUGAAUCCAUAGCAUCCCAAGUAAUAUGUGUGUUAAAGAAUCCCCUCUAAAGAGCAGAUACAUAGUAGAUGUUUAAAACCUCAGCAACCCAAAGACCCAAUCUAAGGAAAACUAUCCUGAAUUAAUAAGGUCAGUGCUUAUUCUAUUUCAAGGCAAAUUGUUAAAUUUAUAUCUUGGAUCUAACAUGUGAGGGCAACAUGAAUAAGGAUACUGAUUCUUGUUUCCAAUAUGUACAAAAUACUUUCAAAGGAAUCAAAUGGGGAAGCUGGGAGCUGUCAGUUGUUAGCCCAGUGAUUCCUGCAAUUUAUAUGGAACCAAGUUUAGCACAGCUGUCUUGAACUUACCAUUUUAAAAUUUAUCUUAAAGCUUGUGCAAAUAGCACUAGGUUUGAGUUAUUUAGACACAUUUCAUUCUUGAGAAUAAACUGGUUGCCGUCUCAUCUGGAGAUAGGAAACUUGUCAAAAGUACUGUUUGUGUCAUUAUUCAGCUGGACACUGCCCAGGUUACAUUUCAGAGAAGCAGGGUGUGUUUGUGUGUGGGGACACUUCCCUUCUGCAGAAGAGGCAAAACAGAUGUUAAAAACCACAGCAUAUUAUCAGUGUGUAAUGUAAGGAGUGUGUCAUGCUCACGCCUUGGUCACCAAUUAAAAUAUAGUUUUAAUGAACUCUCAACUUCUUGAUGUAGUGCAGAUGCAAACAUAUUGCUUCACAGUCUAAAAUAAAUUCAAAGCCUUUAAUACUUGGUCUGAUGGCUGAGGAAAUCUGUGAAUGUAUGAGAUACAUACAUACAAACUUUCUGAGAACUGGACUUGGAUCAGAAAAUUUGCUCUGUCUUCUGCCUCUCCACAUUUCAGUGUCACGUAACAGUGUGUAUCCUGAAGAGGACCAAAUCCUGGGUCAGUGCUACACACUAAACCCAGUCCUUUGUGGGGGAUGCUACUGGGAGACUUAGGCACUGGUUAGGCCAGUGCUGAGAGAACUGACCUGUUUCCCCCGGGGUUGUAUGACAGAAGCUGCAUCUUGCUUGCAAGAGCAGGUUAAAAGGAUUUAGUUCCUUCAUGCCUUGAGUUACCAGCUUUGAUGGGGAAAUUCUUAUACUGGCUCAGAAAGUGCCACACUAAAGCAUGGUCUGUUAUAGUAUCAGUGGUAAAGAUGAGGGGUGUCUUGUGACUUAUGACAAAAACAAGAUCUUUUAAAAGAAAAUUUUAACAUGAACAAAUUACAGGUUUUUUACAAAUAAGAGCAUUCAGAAUUAUGCUACUCUUAUCAGUUCGAGUUUGUUCAGUAAUAACACAUUUAAGUGGAUGUCGUUGCUGGUCUGAUGUGGAGUCCUUGUACUGACCUAGGGACCAUGUGUCCUCUUGGGUUACAUGCUGCCACAAAAUAACUUAGUCAACAGGCCAUGCUUGCUGAGUUCUGAGCAAUAAAUCACUGCACUGAAUUACAGUAUGUGUAGCUUCAAGAUAAUGUUUUUGUGACCUUUUGCUUUCAAUAGUACCACUUUGAGCAUCACUGCCGCUAAAAUUCCUAUUUACUUAUUUUUUUGUUUAAGCUUUCCAAGGGUACUUAAACAAUCUCUGUGAUGCUACUGAUGGAUGAUUCAUGUUACAUUAACUUUUCAGCUCUCAUGGGUGGGAAUCUAUUGUAAGUGGAUUUAGGAAAAAAAAAAAGGAUUUUUUGGGUUUGUAAAAGAUGGCUUGUUGUUGUAUUGGUUUUGUUCUUGAUACUUAAAUGCCCCAGCAUGAUCACUCUUCAGUGUUUUGUGCUGUAAUUGUGAAAGUUUUCAAAAACAAUUCUAAGAAUUUUUUCUGGUAAAAUCAAAAGUCGAUAUGCAUCUAUUUCUAUAUUGCUUUUCUAUGCUGCAAAAGACUUAACUCUUAUUUUAAGGAAUGACUAUUCUAAUUAUAGCCAAAACAUUGCAUGUUUGUGUUGAGUUCAUAGAAAAGUCCUAGAUUCAAAUGACAGGAAAUAAAAGUGGAUGAUAGUGGAUCCAUUAAUGAGAGUGUUCCCUCGCUCUAUAGUUCUAAAUGAGAAACAUGCUUUCAUACAUAACCUUGGGAAAUAUUAAGACAAAAGUGCAUUUUGUUUCCCUGUCUGGAGCUAGAGAAAGCAAAACAAUAUCAAUAAUUAUCUGGUAACUGUGACAUGCAUGGCUUUAGUUUUCCCAGGCUGGCAUCACUAGAGUUAGUCUGGAAAAAAUCCAAAAAGGGAAGCUGAGUUUCAUUCAGUAAUCCAUUGAAAUAAUGACCAUAUUAUCUGGUUAUUACGAUGUAAUUAUUUUAAAAAUACUUUGAAGGCCUCAUUUUAGACUCUUGUCAUUAUGUAGUUCAGAUUUUUGAGCUGCAAAAGGCUCCCCUCGACUUACAAAUGCACCCAGGUCUCAUUCAACUCAGUGACGCCAGCAGCUGGGACUGAAGCAGGCCUGGCAAGCCCUGGGUGCCGAUGCUCUGGCUCCAUGCACGUCGGAAAGCCUGCGUGCAAUGUCCUCUCAGAGACAGAACCUCGCUGUGAGAUCCAACACAGUGUUAGAGAUCUUUGAUAAAGGAAAACUCCAGUCAAUUUCCACUACCAGGUGAUGAUUCCUUGAACACAGAAAUUAAAUAAAACUGAGAGAAUAAAUACAGAAAAAAAAAUUGAAAAUUAAAAACUACUCCGUUCCAUGUUCAUGACAUUUUUAAUACUCAUCUUGCUAAUAUGCAGAACAAGGACUAUUGAAUUUCCAUUCAUUAGCAGCCAACAAGAUAUGAAUGAGUAUUAACUUCAAACAGAAACUUGAUUUAUAACAACAUCAAGUUGUGCACUUAAAAAAAUAAUUACAAAUCAUUUUAAAAAGGAAGAGUAACAGUGGAAGCAGUAAUGAAUAUAAAACAUGACUGAUUAGGCUUAAAACAUAGCUUCAAGUAUUCUAUGGCAUUUCCUCAGACAUUUGUCUCAUCUGUUUGUGCAAUACCCAUCUUUGCAUAGUAAAGAAAAAUUCGUUAAACUCCAGCUUUAAGUAAUCUUUUUCUUUGAACAUGCACCUAUACAGCUGUUAAUUUGCCUAGCAGACUUCUCUUUUAGGAGCAUCAGAUCAAAUCAUAAGAUCAUGCAGCAAACUGGAAUGAGCUAUACAGUUACCACAGUUUCUUGUCCAGCUGAGUAGGUAAAUAAUGGAGGAAAUGUAGAGUGGAUGAAAUGAAGGCAGAGUCAACCCAGUCUUCUUUUGAUGACACUUUGCAAUGAACAAAGUAACACUAAAUGGAUAUGCACUUCCCAAAGCACAGCAAAGGUUGGAUGUAGAAAAUCAACACCUACCAAACCCAAUGUUUUUAUCUACUGCCAUGGGAAGCACUUCAUCCAGUACCUACUCUGAGCUGUGUUGUCACUUGUGUUGUGCACACACAGGGCAAAAAGCGAAUGUGUUCUUCCACGUACACACAAUGGCUGAUGAGUGAAGCAUAAAUUCAGUCAAGAAAUUGUAAGUCCUAUGAAAGGGCUGGUGUAAAUAAAAAAGUUACUCCAGCACUGAACAUAUGUUCAUAGUAGUUGGGGACCACUGUGGUCUGAUUUAAAACAUCACAUCACACACUAACAAUGUUGUUUGUGAAAUGCUUCUUCAAGGUUUAUUACACAGGUAGUUUAUGUAUGUCCAGUUGAUUUUACUUAUUUUUAUUCUUGGUAACCACUAGUGUUUCUGUUGUGGGUUAUGCUUGCUUUGGAAGCAGAACCCUAACAAAGUUGGAUGUUUUGAAGCAAAGCAUUUUUAGAUAACCAUAAUAUAGUUGCAAGUAUUUUUGGUUUGCCAUCAAAGGAUUGUCACUAAUGUAAUUUUGCUUGAAACCAGGCAGGAAUUUUUCAGAAUAAGAUUUAUAAUUCAUAGAAAUGUCAACUACCUGUGUGCAGCACCUUUAACUCAUAAUGUAGUUGUGUUAAUGUGAUUAUGUUAAAGCUGAUUAAAAAUAUUUAAUAAUAACUGUCAAGCAAAACAAUAUAUUGUAGCUCUUUUGUGAGACUGCUGAAUUGAACAUUAUCAUAAUAAGAAAAAUAACUGAAAUUAUGUUUUCUAAGUCACAGGAAAUCUGCAGCAUUUUCUUAAUGUUUUGGCUCUUAAAGCUAACUUGGGUAAUGGAUUUCACUGAACAAAGAUGGAGUAUGUAAUGUAACUGGGCUUCUGUUGUUACUAAUGUUCAACCUUUAAAUUAAAGCCAAAAUUACAAAAGUUUUUAAUUCUGAUUAUCAGACGCAGCAAUUAAAUUUUCAGGUCACUUCACUUACACAAACUAAAUUACCUGUUUUAAGCCAAGAUGCAAAGGAUGAGCCAGACUGGACAGCUCUAUACUUUUAGGGAGGCCUAGACAUCUGCCCAGAUCUUUCUCAAGGCAGAUGCAGCCAGGCUAGCCUGGUUCCUGGGGCACGGUACUGCUGCCCAGGACUUCUCUGCAAAAAUCUGCUCGUAUGCAAGGUGUAUCUAAAAGUAAUAACAACACACAACCCCCUGAAAUUACAUGGCAGUCUGUACACGUUGUGAUGGUAACUGGCUAUCAGUAGCCAAGGGUCAAAGUAUUAAUCUUGCAUUAAACUUUGAAAAGUGAGAUGCAUCAAAGAGAUACAGGGAGUGAGUUAGAAAUGUCAGUCACCUUUGCAAGUUGCUUUGAGUGGAUGGGCAGAAGGCAAGAGAAGAAUAACUCAUUCCAAGCUUUUAACAUUUUGUGAGUAUUUUAAGGCUUAUUUAAGUUUUUAUUUUACAGGAAAAGAACUAGCUACACUUAAAAAAAAAAAAAAAAGAGCUUGGCACUUCUGUGAUUAUCUUGAGAGGGUGUUACUUAUCCUAUAUUAUGGAAAAGUCUGCAUAAGAGCCAAAAAAAGUAAUCCAGACUUAUAGUCAAUACAUAGAUAUGCAUUUAUACAUUUUAAUUGUUUUUGGUUUCAAGCAUACAAACUUUAGAUCACAUCUGUUUGGUGUCAGAACUCCCUGCAUCUGCAUGCUAUUACUGCCUUUUUUUGAGCAAGCCCAGAACAUCCGCUGUACAACAUGCUACAGAAAAAAAGGGGAGGAAAAAAAACCCAAAACCAAACCCAACAUCAAAAAUAGAUUUACAUAAAGAAUAGAACCUUUUUAUAUGGAAAUUAUUUUCUCUUUUUUAUAUAUAUAUUUAUAUAUAAUCUGUGAAAAUGAUACAUCAAAAUCUUAUUUCCAUAUUUACACUUUUUCUUUCUUGGAAAAAUUCCAUCCAUCAUUCACUAGCUUCCAUAACUAACAGACUCCUGACCUAGGAGACCAAAACAAGGUGGACAGCAAGCUCAUGGAGCAGGGAACCCUCAAGUCCAGCAGCAGAAUGCACUGCGUGGCUGGAAAAGCUAUCGAAGCCUGGCACUGGCUUCCCAGUGAUUUAUAUUUAUUGGGCUGCAGAUUUUGCUUGGGGUCAGCUUCUAACUUGGUUGUUUGUAUGUGAGCCAUGCAGGUUACCCUUUCAAAAUUAGCUCCUCAUGCCACUGGAGUUUGAUAAGAAAAAGGAAGUCAUGCGAACUCAAGUGAAGUUAAGAGUGCCAGCAGGCUGGGAAAGAAUCUUCUGCUAUUCCAUUAUUUUGGAGCAGUUCUCUUAUUGCACUUGGUCUGUGUGUCUCCUUUGUUUGAGGAAAAAAAAACACCUGAUUUUGAAACAGUUUGCUUGUAACACUUGUCAGUUAAUGUUAACAAGAGAAAG
Pseudopipra pipra is the source of this 16246-nucleotide messenger RNA. It is a transcript of the gene DYTN, whose product is annotated as dystrotelin. Gene Ontology annotation, molecular function: zinc ion binding. Gene Ontology annotation, cellular component: plasma membrane. The record is from RefSeq and is a predicted model, not a curated record. The transcript has 16 exons. Gene Ontology annotation, biological process: synaptic signaling. Lineage: Eukaryota; Metazoa; Chordata; Aves; Passeriformes; Pipridae. Bases 3555 to 5693 code for a protein of 712 amino acids.